AUGUUGCUCGUACUUCUAGCCUAUUCAACUGCGGUGAUCGCUAUCGCCCGUGCAGCUGCCCCAACAGUCGCAUUGGACAACGCUAUUGUCAUCGGCGAAACGAACGGUACGGUGACCAGCUACUUCGGUAUACCGUACGCGGAGCCCCCGAUUAACGACCUCCGACUCCGUCUUCCCAAGCCUAUCACUGCAUACAACGGGACGAUCAACGCGACGGUCCCGGCUACUCAGUGUAUCCAGCUUCCGGCAAUACCUCGCAGCGACCUACCUGCCGAGAUCGCCCAAGACCUACUUGCAUACAUCGCUUUAACUCCCUUCCCAACAGUCACCGCGCCUGAGGGCGAAGAUUGUCUCUCGGUCACCGUACAGGUCCCUGCCGGCACCAAGCCCGGGGCGAGCCUCCCUGUCCUGGCGUACAUUUAUGCGGGUGGCUUCACCAGUGGCUCCACGGCGCAGAGCUCAGCGGCUGUGCUCAUCCAGAGGUCCAUUGAGUUAGGACAGCCGAUUGUAUUCGUCAGCAUGAACUAUCGGCUUGGCCCCUUCGGAUUUUUGGGAGGCAAAGAGGUCAAGGAAGCCGGUGUCGGUAACCUUGGACUCCAUGAUCAACGUCUCGCGCUGCAGUGGAUCCAGCAGCACAUCACCGCGUUUGGCGGAGACCCCAAGAAGGUUACGAUUAACGGUGCAAGCGCGGGCGCCGUCUCCGUCGGGCUUCAUAUGGUCACCAACGGCGGCGAUAAUGAAGGCCUCUUCCGUGCCGGCAUCAUGCACGCUGGCAGCCCUCUGCCGACGGGCAACAUCGAGAUCCAGCAGCGGUUCUACGACACGGUCGUCGAGCAGGCUAACUGCACGGCCGCCGCAGACACCCUUGACUGCCUGCGUGGCGUCUCGGCUGACACGUUGCUGCAGGCCGCUAAGGCCGUCCCGAACACCUUCGACUACUCGGGACUCGCACAAGCAUGGGCUCCGCGCGCCGAUGGUGUGUUCCUCGAAGCGCCGCCGCAACACCUGGUCCUUGCAGGAAGCGUGGCGAACAUUCCCUUCAUCACAGGAGACGCGCUCGACGAAGGCACAGUCUUCUCCACCGGCAGCUUCAACGUAACCACCGAGGACGAGUUCCGCACUUUCGUCCAGCAAGAGUUCUUCCCCAACACCCCGACCGACGUCCUCGCGCCCAUAUUCGACUUGUACCCUAACGUCGCUUCGGAGGGCUCCCCGUUCGAGACCGGGGAUGCGAACGAGCUCUACCCAGAGUUCAAGCGCAUGGCCGCAUUCCAAGGCGAUAUCACGUUCCAGGCGCCGAGGCGGUUCUUCCUGGACCAGCGCUCGCUGCUGCAGCCCGCGUGGACGUAUAUCGCAUGGGAGAUGGCUAACACACCGCACGUUUACCAGCCGCACGGGAGCGACGCCGUCCCGGCCCUCGCAGAGGGCGACGACCUCGCGGACUACGUCAUCCAGUUCACGGCGACGCUCGACCCGAACGGCGGCGCGUCGAACCGCACGAUCGCGUGGCCGCGCUACGACCCGCUCGCGCGCAGCAUGCUCGUGCUGCUCGACGGGGACACCCCGUUGGAGAUUGUUCCGGACACGGCGCGGCUCGAGGCGAUGGCGGGGUUGACGGCGCUGACUGUGGCGUACCCGCUUUAA
This is a messenger RNA of Trametes versicolor FP-101664 SS1, 1644 nucleotides long. RefSeq names its product carotenoid ester lipase. The record is from RefSeq and is a predicted model, not a curated record. NCBI's taxonomy places the organism in Eukaryota, Fungi, Basidiomycota, Agaricomycetes, Polyporales, Polyporaceae. The transcript is spliced from 13 exons. The coding region runs from base 1 to 1644 and encodes 547 amino acids.